AUGUCGUAUAUCCAGCGAAAGGUGUGGCUCGUCUUGCUCUCCAUUCUCAGCAAUGCUGACCUUCGACGUGCAGUGGUGAGAACGCCAGCAGAGGCGGGAGAAACUUACGAUUACAUUGUCUGUGCCCACAAGGCAAUCAACCAAGAAGCCGCUGCAAAGCAACUGGCUCCGGCAGUCGAUGAGAAGAAAACAUGCAUCGUGAUCAUCCAGAAUGGAGUCGGCAACGAAGACGCGUUUCGAGAAGCAUUUUCCAGGUGCGCCAUCCUGAGCUGUGUGACGUGGGUCGGUGCCAGUCAAGACACUCCAGGCAUUGUGAGCCACUGGAAGUCUGAAGGCACGGAGAUAGGCCUCUUUCCUAACCCCAGCCUUGAUGCUGCUUCCCAAAAGACCAGGCUGGAUGAGUUUACAUCGCUAUUACACGAAGGCAAAACCCCAUUCUCUGUGGAGGAUAAUAUCCAGAUCAAGCGCUGGUCCAAGGUCAUUUGGAAUUGUGCAUGGAACUCCCUCACAACACUCACCAUGCUGGAUACUCAUUCAUGGCUGAAGUCGUCGCCUGAUUCUAUGCCCAUGACGCGGAAGUUGAUGCAGGAGGUCAUCGACGUGGCGAGGGCGUGGGACAUUCCUAUCAAGGACGACUUGAUUGAUGAACUUAUCGAAAAGAUUCUAGCGAUGCAGCCCAUCGGGUCCAGCAUGCAGACUGACUGUAAAAUGGGACGCCCGAUGGAAGUUGAAAUCAUUCUGGGAACUCCAGUCCGAAAGGGCAAAGAGCUCAAUGUCUCGACACCAAUCCUGGAGGUGUUGUAUACCUUGCUGUCGGCUAUCAACACCCGUAUGAAGCCAGUCUAA
This is a messenger RNA of Cladophialophora yegresii CBS 114405, 846 nucleotides long. Its product is annotated as 2-dehydropantoate 2-reductase. The record is from RefSeq and is a predicted model, not a curated record. Gene Ontology annotation, biological process: pantothenate biosynthetic process. The coding region runs from base 1 to 846 and encodes 281 amino acids. Gene Ontology annotation, cellular component: cytoplasm. Gene Ontology annotation, molecular function: 2-dehydropantoate 2-reductase activity. Lineage: Eukaryota; Fungi; Ascomycota; Eurotiomycetes; Chaetothyriales; Herpotrichiellaceae. The transcript has 2 exons.